AGGCACUCCACUUGUCUCGAAGAGAGAAGAGAGGGAGGAGACGUGUGCUCCCGUCCCGGCCUUCUUCUUACAUCGGUGUGACACUUCGGAAGUGUCGCAUCAGUUGGCCUCGCCUUGUGUGGUGUUUCCGGGGAGGGGCGGAUGACCAGCGAUAUGGCAGGUGACGACGAGCUGCAAAACAUCAAGAUCCAGGACCCCUCACCACCCAAGGACAAUGACGAUCACUCGGAGUCUGGUACGUAUACAAUGCCAACAGGCACCGCAGUCAGUUGUUCUUGAUUGAUUGAUUGCUUGCGAUUGAUGCAGAGGGCCUGAUUCAAGCCAGCAGGACUUGCAGCAGGACCGCCGGGGCGACUUUAAGUUAUCCCUAUGCCGCUCCGUGGAAGGUCAUUAUCCUGUUCCUUGUCCUCUUCGGUUCUAUGGCUUUCGUCUUCGUACGCGCCUGUGUCGACAAGCAGUACGCCGACUCCUGGCCCGAGUGGUACCGUUUCCGCGGCAUCCCCCUCCCGCGGACAGUCGUCAUCUAUUUAGGUGCGGUCAUCUGGGUGCCUGCUUUUGUGUUUGCCGUAAUGGCGCUGUACGUCAAGGUGGUCGUCCGGCCGUCCCUCCAGCUGUAUUCAACAUACGCGCUUGUGCCAUCUGAGGUCACCGGCCGCGUGCAGACGGUGCACUUCUCGUCCGUCAGCAGCACGAGCCUCCGUGCAGCAGCGAUUGAGAUCAUAUUGGGUGGUGGCCAGGGGCGGCAGAAGCGUGUCGAGAUCUACUCAUACACGUUGCCGAAGGGGAACAGGGAUCUUGACGAGGUGUGGAGCUUCAUGAAGGCCAGGACUUGUCCUGAUCUUUAGGGGAGAGGGCGGGCAGACAGGCAAUCGGCCUGCCUGCCUGUCUGGUUACAUACACAUACACAUACACAUAAUCCACUUGUGUGUGUGCGUGGAUCGAUGGAUCCAUUCAGCGGUGAGCUUUCUGUCUGUCUGUCUGUCUUGAGUGCGUAUCUGUGCGUCUGUCCUCCCUGUGUCUGCUAUAUGAAGGUCGUGCAGGCAGGCAGGCACUGAAGUACAUGUGUGCCGGAUGGACGUAUCGAUGGAUGUCGUACGGCGCAUGCGAGUCAACAUAUAGUGAGGUGCUUUGUUUUGCCCGUGGGGACAGAGUUUACUCUUUCGUCGGUGUCGAUGCAAUCGAUCAAUGCUGUGUGUGG
Messenger RNA from Vitrella brassicaformis, 1198 nucleotides. The record is from the annotation of a GenBank genome assembly. Lineage: Eukaryota; Vitrellaceae.